UAUGUGCGCGCCCACGGGAGGGGCCGAUAGAAAAUGGCGAGUCUGUGCAAAAGGCAGCAAUGCACGAUAGAGAGGCGCGGCUUUCGGCAGGAACUUGACUCUUGGAGGCACAAACUCAUUCACUGUGUAGGCUUUGAAAGCAUCUUGGAGGGAUUGUUUGGGCCGAGACUAGUCAAGGAUAUCACUCUUUUCCAAGACUGCGAGCCGGAGGAAGUGUCUGACUGGUCCUUUGAUGAAAACUGUCUCUUCUGCUGCUUAAGACGUGAGAAAAACAAGGAGCACAGUGUGGAAAACGGUGGAGGCAGCCACGUGCUGUCAGAGUGUGAGGACUUCAAACAGGAGCGAUCUCGGAUCAGCCGGCUGGACAGACAGGCCCAAGACUUCCUCAAUGCUGUGUUCCACAGGAAAGACCUCCCAAGUUUCUCUGACCCUCACAUUCCUCUAGUGGCUCGUGAGAUCAUGCAGCGAAUGAUCCGCCAGUUCGCUGCCGAAUAUACCUCAAAAACUACUCAGGACGACCCGCCCCUGCCCAACGGCACCAUGAAGGACCAAAGCCUGCCGAGAGCGGUGUCUCUGGCACCGGCCCCCAGCUCCCCGCCUGGGCCCACACCCAUCUCCUCUCCAUCGUCUGCCUCCUCCUCCCCAUCCCCGACCCCGGGAGUGGGCUUCAACCCCGCCUCUGUCGCUGCCGCCUCAGCACCCGCCUGCACUCAGAGCAGCAACGGUACGGGGGGAGGAGUGACGGCUGCUGCCUCUGCACAGAACCCCGUCCUCAGCAAGCUUCUCAUGGCCGACCAGGACGGCCCGCUGGACCUCACCAUCAAGAAGAGUCAAGCUGCCCCAGAGCCCAGCCAGCAGGACGGCGUCCUGGACCUCUCCACCAAGAAGAACCAGAGUGGAGGCAGCCCCAGAACCUUGCCCACCUACUCACCUGCUCCUGUGGUCAAAGGACGUUUGCUCAAAGCAGAUCAUACCCUGUCAGAGGUGGAGGACGAUGACAGCCUGCUGCACAGAAGUUUGCAGGAAGGACUAAGGGAGAAUUACGUCAAUUCCUUCAAGCCCCCGAUGGCCCGCUCGCUGCGCAUCAAGGAAGAGCUUCUCAGCCAAAAGCAGCGCCUUCUGAGCCAGCCAACGGCUCUUUCAUUGGCCAGUCUCGAGUCAUCUGGCCUGCUGAAUCAUGGGCAGUCCCAGUCCCUGCUUAGCCAGAAGGGUUCUUCCUCAUUUUGGGGAAACAAGGCCCAGCUUGAAAGCCUGAUGAAACUAAAGCAGGCCGGUGGAGCUCUGAGUGAUCUCAAAGACCUGCCUACAUUCCUGGAGAAUCACCACCAUAACCACCAUGGCACCUUCUCCUUUAAGAGUUCCCUCCAACAUCACAGCCAUAAUCAGGUCUCAAAGGCCCAACACCACCACAGCGAGGGCAAACGGGAGCAGGGCCACUCACCACCUGUCGACCUGAAGAUCCCCCAGGUUCGGGGAAUGGAUCUCUCCUGGGAUUCCCAUGCCUCUGAUCUGUACGGUUAUGGUGCCAUGGGGGUAGGGGGAGGUGGUCAUGGGGAGAAUACGCUAAGCCGGAAGCUGAGGGCCAUCCUGCCGAAGCAGAACCGCCGGGGAGGAAGUCUUGGAAGCCUUCUGGAUGGGGCAGCUGACUACUGGAGCUCUGACUUGGACCACUCCUCUUCGGGGCCGGCGUACUCCAUCUCCGACGUGGAAGGGGACCCAAGCUCCAAGCAGCCAAGGAAGAAGAGGGGCCGUUACCGGCAGUACAACAGCGAGAUUCUGGAGGAAGCCAUAGCUGUAGUGAUGAGUGGGAAGAUGAGCGUGUCUAAGGCACAGAACAUGUAUGGGAUCCCACACAGCACCCUUGAGUACAAGGUAAAAGAGCGCAUGGGAACCUUGAAGAACCCCCCAAAGAAAAAGCUCAAGCUGAUGAUGAAGAUGGAAGCAGGAGGCCAGGAUUUUCCCACCGAGACAGAGAACACGCCCACCACAACCCCUCGAGAAGACGGCCUGCCGCUAGCAGCUGCUGAGCUUAAGGACGAUGUAAAAGAGGAGACUGAUGACGAUUUCAAACCAAUCGACUAAACUACUUACACAUGUAAACCUCAGUCACGUGACUUAAUUUUAAAAUGGAUGGGGCUUUAUUUGUGCCAAUCUACUUUGCAGUAUCUGGGUGAGCACAAACGCAGGGAUAAAAUGAGGAAGAUCCUUAAAAACAAGCUGGAAAGAAACUACCAAUCGGACAGUUUAUAAACAGCGUCGUUUGAGAAACGCUGAAUAAGCAUUUGUUUAGCUUUUAUAUCCAGGAGCUUAACAAAUGCAACUAUAAAGACGUAAGACAAUGAAAUUUCCUUUAGCAUGCUGAUAAUCCCCAGCCCAAAACCCCAAACUCCCGUCUUUUCUGAACUUGAUUCUCAGAUCCAUUGCUGCCUCUAAAUGCAGUUUGGGCUUUGAUGAAUUAGAUUUUUUGGGGGGUUAAAAAAUGAGGGGAUGGUUGAAAAUUUCAAAUACUGACAAAUUAGUCCCUUUUACCUUGCCCUUUCUCAUGGAAAAAUAGCUGGAAAAUUGGUAAGUGAAACGUCUAUUCCAUUUAAAGCCAACAAUAAGGUGUAAUCAUGUCAUUGAUGUUCCUCACAAGGGUUCUGAAUCAAACCCAUCUCUUAUUGCCAGGUAGCCAUGAUGCUUUAACUGCAAACCUUUUCUUUCCUCCUUAAAAAUACUCUACUAAUCUCUGUGUGGACGAAAGCAAGAUUAACCCGUCCUCUUCUGAUCGUGAGAAGACAUAAAAGUCAUUCAGGGAUGCAUGUUUGUGAGUUUCGUGGACACUACUGACUCCUAUAAUCAACUUCUUCUCCUCUAUCUUUUUGUUUGAUUUUUUUUUUUGCUUUCUUUUGCACUACACUUUGGGUCUGGUGCUUGCAGACCAGGUUACCUCGGCAUUGUUGCCCAUGCAUCAUGCACUUAUAAUGGUCUGUUUUUGAAGCCCAGAUGCAACCUUGCAAUGGGUCAGAGGUGCACGUUGCCUGCUUAUGCUGAUUCAUAUUCAGAUG
Molecule: messenger RNA, 3047 nt
Organism: Melanotaenia boesemani (Boeseman's rainbowfish)
Lineage: Eukaryota; Metazoa; Chordata; Actinopteri; Atheriniformes; Melanotaeniidae
Gene: lcor
Product: ligand dependent nuclear receptor corepressor
Exons: 7
Coding region: 34-2082 (682 amino acids)
Biological process (GO): regulation of transcription by RNA polymerase II
Cellular component (GO): nucleus
Molecular function (GO): DNA binding
Source: RefSeq, a predicted model, not a curated record